Messenger RNA from Aspergillus fijiensis CBS 313.89, 1640 nucleotides. RefSeq names its product cytochrome P450. The record is from RefSeq and is a predicted model, not a curated record. Gene Ontology annotation, molecular function: monooxygenase activity; iron ion binding; heme binding. Bases 30 to 1571 code for a protein of 513 amino acids. The transcript is spliced from 3 exons. Lineage: Eukaryota; Fungi; Ascomycota; Eurotiomycetes; Eurotiales; Aspergillaceae.
UGUCCGGAUCAUCCAGCAAGCAGAUUCACAUGAUGGUCAGCCAAAUUGCUCUGACCAUCCAGUUUGGUCUGGCCGCGGUCUUACUGGCGUUCUGGCGCGCAUUCACGCCAAACACCUGGCCCAAUCGAUUCAUCUCCUAUGUGAUCAAUUGUUUCUUGUUAUGGUGGUAUCCAAUCCAUUCGGCAGACGGCCGGACCUCGAUUCCGACAUGUCCAUACCGAUUUCCCGACGGUGGAGGGAGCCUCAAGUUUCUCGAAUACGAAAGGGUCUCUCGUCGAUGGGCGGAGAAGUAUGGACCGGUCUAUCGCAUCUGGGUUGGCCUGACGCCUGAGAUCAUUCUAACGCGGGCGGAGGAGAUUAAAACGGUCUUCAGGGACUCUGGAGAUCACCUGAAAGCCUCAAACCUGAAUGGGGGCUGGGUGAUGGGCGAUCUGGUUGGAGACGGGGUGGGCCUCAUCAGCCAGGGGCACUGGAAACGUGUCCAUGCGGUGGUCUCGCCUCCAUUUACUCAGAAGGCCACCACCUACGUUCCGUUGGUGCAGUCACGAGUGGCUCGACAAUUCAACGAGCUAGACGGGGACUAUCAAGCCGGAGAGUCGUGGCGUCUGAAGCCUGCCGAGGAUCUCAAGCUUCUGCCUUUCUGGGUGAUCGGUGAUCUCCUGUACGGAGAGCUGCCUCCGGACAUGGUGCAGGAACUCCUCGCCAUCACCGAACUGCGGACCGACGUCUUCCAGUAUGCCUUUAAGGGCGGACUGUCGCUCUUCUCCUUCACGAAACUCUUCUCGCCGACGAUCCGGGCCAAGUUGCGUGUCUUCCACGAGCGGUGGGCGGCAUUCAACCGGCAAGCAUACCAACGCGCCCAAGCCAGCGGCCAGGGCGCCGCAUGCGCAAUCGUACCUCUCUAUGCCGCGGUCGAGCGCGGCCAGCUCACGCCCACGGAGUUGAUGCAUACUCUCGACGAGGCGCUCUUCGCGAAUAUCGACGUCACGAUCGGCAGCUUCUCCUGGAUCCCGGCCUUCCUGGCCGACGACUCCGCCAUUCAGGAGCAACUCCGCAGGGAGAUCAUGGACGUACGGUCGGACGACUCCGCAGGAGCGUGGGAGCGGUACAUCGCCAGCCACUCCACGCUGCUGGCGAGCUGCAUCAACGAGUCGGCGCGACUGCGGCCGGUGACGAAUUACACGUACGCUCAGUCGAUUCCUACAGCACGCGACGUCGGGGGAUACCGCAUCCCCCAGGGCAGCUACAUGGUGGUCGAUACGAAUGCUCUGAACAUCCGCGAUGAGUCCUGGGGCCCGGACCCGACGAGCUUCCGGCCGCGACGGUUCCUGGCCGAAUCCCGCGCGACUUUCCGCUACCGGUUCUGGCGCUUUGGCUUCGGGCCGCGCCAGUGUAUCGCCCAGGCGUUGGCGGAUACGAUCCUCAAGGUGUUGGUGGCGUACACGGUCGAGCAUUAUCGUCUCCGGUCGCCGGAGAAGUCCGCCGCGGACACGGACGGCCGAGAGGCUCAGAAACGUGGGGAUGCAUGGUUCAAGGUUGCUGAGCAAGCGAUCAUCUUGGAGGCUCUGUAAUCUCUUUCGAGAAUGUGUCUGUGUCAUCGAGUUGAGGACCACAGUCAUGACUAUUUCAUUCCAUCUCAG